Folsomia candida is the source of this 1527-nucleotide messenger RNA. RefSeq names its product geranylgeranyl transferase type-1 subunit beta (gene betaggt-I). Gene Ontology annotation, biological process: protein geranylgeranylation. The record is from RefSeq and is a predicted model, not a curated record. Gene Ontology annotation, molecular function: CAAX-protein geranylgeranyltransferase activity. NCBI's taxonomy places the organism in Eukaryota, Metazoa, Arthropoda, Collembola, Entomobryomorpha, Isotomidae. The transcript is spliced from 12 exons. The coding region runs from base 277 to 1410 and encodes 377 amino acids. Gene Ontology annotation, cellular component: CAAX-protein geranylgeranyltransferase complex.
GCGCCAAGAGAUUUUUGCUUUGCUUUGCUUUGAGGGGCACGUUGGGUUCCGGUCGGUGUCACUCGGAACACUUAUUUUCUUGAUCAAAAUAUUAAUCACAUUCCUGGCAAUUAAGCGACAGGGGAAAUUGCAUCAGGUUGCGCUGUACGGAAAAGGAGGUGAAAUUACAAUUCGAGAACCAGUGUGUAGCGGUUUGCUGUCCAAUAACAAAAGUGAAGAUAAAUUCAUAAAAGGACUCUUGAGCGAUAAAGGAGGGCGCACUUAUUUAUCUUGGUAAUGGCCGAGGGUGGAGUAAUGGGAGGUGGCGGAAGUGGUGGCGAUGAAAAUGAUGGAAGUUUAUGGAUUAACACACGAUGGAGAAUGGACCUUUUGGUCAAUCACCAUGCACGAUUUUGCCUAAGACUCCUCCAUUCUCUGCCUGGAGACUGUGAAGAGCUAGAAACGCAAAGGAUGACAGUCCUGCAGUUCGCCGUCACUAGUCUUGACAUACUCAACCAGAUCCAUUUAAUAAAAGAUGAGCUGAAACAUAGAAUCGUGGCUUGGGUGUAUCGUCUUCAAAUUACAGAAGACCCUCCAGAUCGCUGUGGGUUUCAAGGCUCACCGACUUUUUUAAUGAAUGAGCAUACCAAUAUACACCUUCCACCCAGGGUGGUAGCAAGCCAUGUAGCGAUGACUUAUGCGGCGCUGGUCACGUUAAUCACCCUUGGGGAUGACCUUUGUCAUGUUCAAAGAAAGAAGAUAUUGCAUGGACUUUCAACCUUGCAAAAUUCGAACGGGAGUUUUAGGGCCGGAUAUGGAUGUAGCGAGAGUGAUAUGCGAUUUGCCUAUUGUGCUGUAUGCAUUUGCUACAUAUUAAAUGACUUUAGCACUAUAAACGUGCCAAAAUUGAUCGAAUUUAUAAGACGGAGCUUUAGUUACGAAGGGUGUUUCACAUCUGGUCAUGCUGUUGAAGGGCAUGCAGGCCACACAUUUUGCGCAGUAGCAUCGCUUGUGAUUCUCGGGAAACUUCAUGAAACGCUUUGUGAAGACGAGAUCAAUAAACUUGUUAAGUGGUGUCUCUUCAGGCAAGGAGAAACUGGAGGUUUUACAGGAAGGACCAACAAAGCUGAAGAUACAUGUUACUCCUACUGGGUUGGAGGAACAUUAGCGUUGUUGGACAGCUUACCAUUCAUAGACUGUGAUAAAAAUAUUGAUUUCGUACUUGGAAAUCAAAAUCCAUUGUCUGGAGGAAUUGGCAAAGUGGACAGUGAGCAUGUGGAUCCACUACACACAUUUUUAGGAUUGGCUGGAUUGUCGUUAGUAAAAUACAAGGGUCUUAAUCUGAUGAAUCCAAUGCUGACCACGAGUAACAAUGCUUCCGAACAUUUAUCUAACCUUCAUCGACAAUGGAAUACCAGUGGACUGAACUAAUUACGAGAAUGCAUUGCAUGUGUAUCUAUAUGAGCAUCAAAUUAUUGUGCCUUCGAUAAUCAUCAUUUUUCAGAAAAACAGUAUGAAUAAAUUCACGUAAAUAAUUUUUUUACACAA